AUGAGAGUGGAUCGACGCGAUUUGAUGCAAAUGGAGAAGGAGUGUCAUAGAAAAACUCACAUUCACAAUUACUUACCUAAAUUAAGUUGCCGCAAAUGCCACGUGCUUCGCGCCCCACCAGAACUGGACUGGCGUGAUGUAACUACGGAAGCAGAGCAGAUAGUGGGCUAUCCAACCUCAUUCCUCAACCUUCGAUGGCUAUUCAACGAUGAAAUUGCAAACACCGCUAUACAUUUGCGGAAAUUGGUAGGUACGAACCACCCCCUACUGAAAUCGGCGAAAAAUCUCUUGAUCGGAUCUAAAAGUAACCUACAAUCGGUUGGUUUGAUCAUCCUCCUGGUGUCGAAAGCGGCUGGGUUCGACCCUGCACACCAUGCAUUAGAAACCCACGACUGUGGAGUCCUUCAUUCCCAAAGGGCUCUCGCGGAGAUAGUCGAAAUGAAGAGGACGGGACACUUGAUUCAUAAGACUAUGGAGAAUCUUAAAAACAGGCAAAAGUUUGGGGAUAAAUAUCAGGAUUUGUUGUACGGGAACAAAAUUGUUCUGCUAACAGGUGAUUACCUCCUAGCUCGAUGUCUCCAGCACCUUGGCGGUCUGCGUAAUAACGAAGUGACGGAGCUGAUCUCCACUGGUUUAAGGGAUCUAGUAGAAGGAGACUUUAUUGGUGACCAUGACGAUGAGCAUAAACCGUUGCCAACAAAGCCCAAAGCCAGCAACGAAAUUAUAGAGAACUAUGAUUGGGAGAGUGAAGAGAAUCUUGCAAAACUUGGCUCCAACACAUUCCUUGGCCAAGGUAAAGACGAGUGGUUGCUACGCACUAUGCUUACCUCUGGAAGCUUACUGGGCAAAGGAUGUCAAGGGGCCAUGAAACUCGCAAAUAAGGGAAAGCAAUUCGAAGGUGACGCCUACAAAAUCGGCGGACAUUUGGCCAUAAUGUGGCAACUCUACCUAGACAUAAAAGACUUUUUUACACAUCCAUAUUCAUACUCUUUGGUCGGGGCGCCAGUGACCAUUGCCUUAUGGGAAUAUCCAUCGAUUUAUGGGCAUAUUUGGACAGCUAAAAUGGAAAAGAAGCCCGUAGAGCUUAAGCAGUUAUAUUACGCGGUACGUGCUACGAGAUCUAUGGAAUAUAUUUCAACGUUAUUGGAUGAAGAGUUAGCAGCAGUUAUUAAAUAUAGCGCCAUGUUUCCCGUUGAAGACGCAAGAUUGGCAUUGCAAAAGAUGGCGUUGACUGUCCACGGUGAAACUUUGCAGUAUAUGGAAAAAUAAUUGGGAUUGUCUAUAACAAAUCAAUAUUUAUGACAAUAUACAUUAUUACAAAUUUUACUCAUGUUAUUAAGGGAACUAAUACAUAUUAUAUGAUGCGAUAUACAAAAUGCCAUUCGUAUCACCUCGACGUCCGUCGUUCCAGAACUGAGCGUUUCUUAAAAAGUUGCGGCCAUGUAGAACUAACUGCCCACUAAAGUAUUACCGAGCCAAUUCGAUUUAGGGUCCUUCAAGAAAAGAAGCUACCUUCUUGAAAGGCCGGCUACGUACUUGCGAGCCUUCUGGCAAUUGAGUGUCCAUGGCCGGCGGCAUCACUUAAAUGUUAUGUGCAUAUAGAAAGUCCAUUGGUGCAUAGCCGGGAUCGUAGCUCAGGGAUGAGAGUCGUUCGCUGAAGCCAUAUUUAUUCUUGACAAAAAUCGUAAAUUGUAGUUCAAUAUAUUCUCCAUUAUUACAUA
Pieris brassicae (large cabbage white) is the source of this 1721-nucleotide messenger RNA. RefSeq names its product all trans-polyprenyl-diphosphate synthase PDSS2-like. The transcript has 6 exons. Gene Ontology annotation, molecular function: prenyltransferase activity. Lineage: Eukaryota; Metazoa; Arthropoda; Insecta; Lepidoptera; Pieridae. The record is from RefSeq and is a predicted model, not a curated record. Gene Ontology annotation, biological process: isoprenoid biosynthetic process; ubiquinone biosynthetic process. Bases 1 to 1269 code for a protein of 422 amino acids. Gene Ontology annotation, cellular component: mitochondrion; transferase complex.